GGGCUGCUUUUCUGGCUGUGUGGAUAUCGCCUUCAUGGACGGGCAACGGGGCUUUUACGAGAUGGAGAACCCGACAGAGAACCCAAGCAAGGCGGCGGAGUAUCUAAAGGAGCUGAAUAAGAUAAUCGAGACCCAGCAGGGGCUGCUGGAGAAACAGAGGGUCCGGAUUGAUGAGCUGGAGCUCCAGGUGACGGAUCUUUGCAAGGAAAACGCCUGCCUGAAAGAUCAGCACCAGCGGCACCUGGCCACCUGCAGACUCCAGCAGGGCAACCUCUCCACCCUGGGAGCCAUCAAGGAGAAUGUCAUGCAGGAAAAAGCUGUGGUUUGAGUAUAUAACAAACAUGAAGACUGGAAUACUAUGCAUGUACUGAAACACUAGUAAAUCACUGGAAGUAGAACCCUGUUUAAGGUGACGUAUAACCAAGAUGAGAUAUAAUCCUUUGAAAACUGGAAUGCACAUACGUAUAACCUCACAGAAUGCUGUAAAUCAGAUAGAGAGCACAAAGACUGAAGUAGAGUUGGCUUAUAUGAACACACAAGUUUAAUGAUGAAAUAAGCACUUGAGUUUUUAGUAUUUGAUAUGUGAACACACAAGAUUAAUGAAGUAAUGAGCACUUGAUUUUUUAGUAUGGUUUGAUGUGAACCAUGUGUGAUGAUUUGUAAUGGUGUAAAAUGUAUUAAACCUUAAAAAAUGCAGGAAGAUCUGUGACAUAAUGGUGUAAGAAAAGUUAAUAGAUGGUUUUUAAAAAAUAGUAUAAUUACAAAACCAAAUCUGAUUGUGUCAUCCAGUGAAGAAUGAAACAAAAGAAAACAUCUUGGCCCCAAUAGACCAAGAUCAGUAGGUGUGAGACAAGACACCAUUAAGAAUGGAAAACCCAAAACAUGGAGCAGCUCUGAGAGUCCACCUGAGUGGAAAAUUACACCAUUAUGUCAUAAAGAAAGUUUGAUGAAAAUAGGUUGGACAUAUGAAAUUUGCAUAAAGGUAUAUAAGAGAAAGCCAGAGUCAGCAAAUUCAGUUCAUCCAUGGGGAA
Messenger RNA from Larimichthys crocea (large yellow croaker), 1031 nucleotides. Its product is annotated as IQ motif and SEC7 domain-containing protein 2. The record is from RefSeq and is a predicted model, not a curated record. The transcript is spliced from 2 exons. Lineage: Eukaryota; Metazoa; Chordata; Actinopteri; Sciaenidae. The coding region runs from base 35 to 328 and encodes 97 amino acids.